CUUGCCCGGCUAGCUGUCAGGCAGUGUUUGAUACGGGAAGGGCAUGGAGCUGGAGCCUCCGAUGUUGUACACUUAUUUAAGCGUUAUUUUUUGUCUUAAUGUGUCCACUCGAACUCUCUUUUUGUUUCGACAAACACACUAGCUAGCUCUUCGGCUCGCUAGCUUGCAUGCGAAGGCAACGUUUAGAAGUAAGAUAGCUAGACAGACAGAAAAGCCCCGGCAUGGCGUUAAUCCUGUUUACGAGGUCCAGGGCACCUUUAAUAACAACUUCCAGAUCGUUAAACAACGAUUUACGAAAGGCUAAAGGGAAAGUAAAAGAUGCUUCCUGUUUUAACUGCACUGCAUUAAGACUUUCUAGUCAAAGACUGAACGGGUUCCGACUCGUCAGCUCGACCCAGCUCUCUCAAUUCGGCCCAUCCGUCUUCUGGUCCGAUGGAUACGUUGGCCCCUCUUGGAGCUCGGACGCACAGCACCUCUUCUGCGAUUUUGCACUUGGGGCCUCCGCUUCGCCGUACCCUGCCAUUGCUGCAAGAUCGUGGCGGCAGGACGUCCCCUGGGGUGUCAGGUGGAUACACACCUCGUCGGGAAGGUGGGACGACUCGAAGGUGGAGAAGUCGCUGCGGUCACUAAAGGACAAGAAGAAACUAGAAGAAGGGGGCCCGGUCUAUAGCCCAACCUUGGACGUUGAGCCUGUCAGGCGGACACUGCGACAGAGGGUUGUGGAUGAAAUCAAACACUACUAUCACGGCUUUAGGCUGCUAUUUGUUGACACCACCAUCGCUGGUCGUAUGCUGUGGCAAGUACUGAACGGACAUGGCCUGUCCCGCCGAGAGAGGAGACAGUUCCUACGAACCUGUGCAGAUGUCUUCAGACUUCUUCCCUUUCUGGUGUUCAUCAUUGUCCCCUUCAUGGAGUUCCUGCUUCCUGUCGUUCUCAAGCUCUUCCCCAACAUGCUGCCGUCCACCUUCGAGACACAGUCAAAGAAGGAGGAGAGGUUGAAAAAGGAGCUGCGGGUCAAACUGGAGAUGGCCAAGUUCUUACAGGACACAAUCGAGGAGAUCGCUCUGAGGAACAAGGCAGCCCAAGGCAACGUGACUGAAGAGUUCUCCACCUUUUUUCAGAAGAUCCGAAACUCAGGAGAACGUCCCAGCAAUGAGCAGAUCUUGCGUUUCUCCAAACUCUUUGAGGAUGAGCUGACUCUGGACAACCUGACGCGACCCCAGCUGGUGGCGCUCUGCCGCCUCCUGGAGCUCCAGUCCAUUGGGACCAACAACUUCCUGCGCUUCCAGCUCAUCAUGAAGCUGAGGAACAUCCGUGCCGAUGACAAGCUGAUAGCGGAGGAGGGCGUGGAGAGCCUCAAUGUGAAUGAGGUGCAGGCUGCAUGUCGGGUUCGAGGGAUGAGAUCUCUCGGUGUCACAGAGGAUAGACUCCGGGAGCAGCUCAGCCAGUGGCUGGAGCUGCAUCUCACCCAGCAGAUUCCCACCUCCCUGCUGCUGCUCUCUCGAGCCAUGUACCUCCCUGACACCCUGUCCCCUGCCGACCAGCUGAAGACCACCCUGCAGACACUUCCUGAGAUGGCGACGAAGGAGGCUCAGUUAAUGGUGGCCGAAAUGGAGUUGUCUAAAGUGGACAAUAAGACCAAAGUGGAGACCACGCUGCAGGAGGAAGCGGCCAUACGUCAGGACAACAAGGACAGGGAGAUGGAGAGACUGGCUGAUGCUGCUGAGAAGGCUGCCAGAGACGACGAGUUGGAGCAGGAGGCCGAGCGAAGCAGACACCUCCAAGUAACAUCUCAGGCUGCCCAUUCCGACAUGCUCAGGGACACAGCGCCGGUCGUUGAAGGAGUUAAAUAUGAACAGUGGCAGACAUUCCUGCGCUAUCAGGGUGAAGAGAUCACCAAAGAGGAGAUCGACAUGAUCAGCGACGCCUGCUCCAAGCUGAAGGAGCAGAAGAAGCUGCUGACUCUGGAGAAAGAGGAGUUGGAGGAGCUCAAGGAUGACGUCCAGGAAUACAACGAGGACCUGGAGGAGAUCAAGAAGGAGCUCUCCAAGACAGGCCAAGAGAAGGCGGUGCAGGAGUCCAAGGCCAGCCAGCGUCUGUCCAAGAGAGUCAACCGCAUGAUAGGACGCAUCGACAACAUCAUCCUGGAGCUGGAGAAGGACAAGGUGAUCCUGGACGGACAGAUGGACAGCGGAACCACUCCACCUGUCGGUCUCUUCUACACCUUCAGGGAGAACCUCAUCAGCAUUGACGAGCUCAUUGGCGUCAUGCGGCAGAUCCAGAACAUUCCAGAGCACAAGCUACAGAGCAUCGCAGAGGCGCUCGAUGACAACAAGGACGGCAAGAUCGACAUCGACGACGUCAUUAAAGUGGUGGAGCUGAUCGACAAGGAGGACAUCGACAUCUCCACCUCACAGGUGGCCGACAUCAUGGUGAUGCUGCAGAAGGAGGAGAAGCUGAUCGAGAAGGAGAAGGCCAAAGACAAGACGGAAAAAGAGCAGGCGGCCAAGCUGAACGGCUAGUGGUGCUGACGCCAUCAGGAAGCAGUUAAACUGAUAAGUGGUGAAAGCAAAAAAAAAAAAAAAAGGCAGAAUGUAACAAAAAAAUGCUUUCUGAAAUGUUCUUUCACCACAAACUGACCUCGUGUAAAUUCAACAAAAACAGACCUAUUGCCUUUAAAAGGCAGCAAAUAAUGGACGUGAUCACGUUAAAUACACUUCAGUCUGGUGUUAUUAUUUAUUGGACCAGGGGACACGGUCAUCCCCAGCAUGAAAACUAAGCAGGAACAAUAGAGAACAAAUGAAUGAAUGAAUGGUGGUGCACUUAGAUAAGUACAACUGUCUUGUACGUAAUUAUGACGCGUAUCACUGGAUGUUUCCACCAAAGACACUUACCAGCGUAUGACUGUCACGUAGACAAUGGCUUAAAGAGACGUUAACAUCAUUUCAUUUUUCUACUGCGUCAUCUCAGUUUGUUUGCUGAUUACAGCCGCUCUCACCAUUUCAUAAUCACACAAACUACUUUGGCUAGCAGCCAGACAGCUGUCAAUCACUUCCCUGCUGUGGUGGAGGGUGUUCGCUCAUUGACUUUCUGCGCAGGGGUUUGUUUCAGUGGCCUUAGUGGGGGACAUCUUUCAGUUUAUUUGGAUGAGCGCUAGAGGGCAAUCAAGAGGUUUUCUCCUCCGGCUGGAACUUGAAAGUUUCAGUUGAGCUAACUUUCAUCAGCAGCUUGGAUGAAAUUCAGUGUGAUGGUGAUGGCUUACUUUGCAAACCAUGUACUAUUUGACUAAUAUUGACAAUAUAGUAGAUCCCCACUUUUUGCAGGGGCUACAUCCCAGGACCACCUGCGAACGGUAAAAAAACGUGUCUACUUUGAUACUGCGUGCCUGUUGUAAUUCCAGCACCGACUUACCGUCAUAUAUUAACUUGGAAUGCAAGUUUUGCAGACCAGAUUGAUUGUCAAAGCGAGUGUUUCCAUAGCCGUCGCACAGCAUGCAACUUUGGUGCGUUCAAGGACCGCCGAACAAAGUGAAAAAUCUCUACACUUGACUAAAAAAAAGCAUCAGUAAAGCAGUUGUGAAUGUGCGGGGAUCCACUGUAUUUUGUGUCCGCUUGUCGGAGGAGCAGUCUCUGUUCCACUUGGCAGAGGGUGCCAGUGUUUACGGCCCAAAGGCUUCAGGCUGCAUCCUGCACAGUAACAGCACCUAGGGUUCAGAGGUCAGAGGAAGGAAUCACACAGUGUGUAGAUGUCAUUUUCACUUGAUUUCCAGCAUUAGUUUGAGCAAAUUAUGAUACUUUUUUAGGUAGCCAAGUAAAUGCACUAUUUGAUUACUGGGAUGUGUUGGCAACCGUCCUCAAUGUUGUACCAUUGGGACAACGCACUGAGCAUAUAGGCAUUUUUUUGGGUGGGGUGGGGGAAUUUUUGCUUUCAUUUCUUUCUUUCUCAGUGGCGUCAGAGGUGCUUUGUUUGGAUUCACAUAGUCGUUAUUAUGAAAUAUUUUGUGGGCACACGUGACCUAUAGCAGCAGCUCUUCUUGUCACCAGAUAAAUAGAAGAAUAUUUAUUUUUUCUGGUAGAAAUGGACUUUAGAAAAGGCAGCUGGAGGCAGACAGGAAAUGAACGAGCAGCUAAGGUCACUUGCUUUAGGAUACUUGAAAAGAAAGGAGAGAUCACAAUCACAGUGCAAGCAUCGUGUCACAGUGAGUAGUGAUGGUUGAUUGAAUAUUUGACGGCUGGUUGAUUGUCACCACGUUGAUUGUAUUGCCACUAAACUGCUAAAAAUUAACCAAAAAAAAGUGUGAUGAUAAAAAGAGCAUUAGAAUAAAUCUUUAGAUCCUAUUAAAACCAAAAAAUAUAUAGUAGCCAUGUUUUUUUGCAGCACAAUUUAGACUCUUUAUUUUUGAAUAAUUGUUAUUUAUUUAACCUUUUUUUUCCUGAUGCAAAUUUGGUGAUUUUAAUUUUUGUUUUGAAGAAAUUGAGCAGGUUCGAGUUUUAGUUGAGAAUGGAUGAAAAGCUUCAGUUUUCCCCCAAUCAGAGUCAUGUCAUUGUACAGAAGGGAGCAAGACAAAGUGGAAUAAACAGCUGAAGAUCCUGGGGUUCUUUGUUUCUUUUUUUUGCCAUCUUUUCUUUCUUCAUGCUUUCUUUAUCUUCACUCUGUCAUCUUUCUGUUGCACCUUCAUUCACGGCACCUGGCACCUGGUGAUCACAGAGGAAGAUUGGUCUUCUGGGGCCGAAUCUAGUUCUCCGGACAUGGAAUAUCACAUUAUGACCCAACAUAGUCGGACUCACCUCGACCCACAGCUGGUGACUCCAUAGUUCUUCUGAGAGACUUCAAUGGCCAUGUGGGCAAUGACAAUGGGAGCUGGGGGGCGUGACUGGGAGGAACGGCCUCCCUUAUCUCAACCCGUGUGGUGUAAUGUUGUUGGACUUCUUUGCGAACCACAGUUUGUCUAUAACAAACACCUCACCUGGACUCACCCUAAGAGAUGGUGAGGAGCUCGGUCAUCCGGGAGGAACUCAGAGUAGAGCCGCUGAGCCAGUUGAGGUGGCUCAGGCAUCUAGUGCGGAUGCCUCCUGGACGCCUCCCUGGUCAGGUGUUCUGGGCCAGUCUGGCCUGUUUGCAAAAAAGAUCAAUUAUUCUUGAUUAAUUCAUCCCUUUUUAAAAUAUUGUCAUGCUUUAUGGUAGAAGUGGGCUAACAAAUAGAAAUGUUAUACAAAUUUAAACUGGAAUGUUUUUUAAACAAAAUAUAGCAUGUAAUGUCAUGGGGACGCAAAUGGCGCCAAAUUGUAGGAAUGAUCCAGUUGUCAACAUAGACCACCAACGGCGAUGGAGAAGGUGAACUUGGCUGCGAGCUGCAGCCUGUAAUUGGCAACCACUUUGCUCCCGCCUCCUUCCUUCAUCGCUGACAAUCAAAAGACGUCUGCACCUUACUUCACUGGGUAGGCGGGGCUUGUCCGGUGCGUCCUGUCUGAGGCGUUUGGGCCUCUGGGUGAACACAUUUGAUGUCAGGAAGCGUCUCCUUGAGGGCCUUUGUGGUUAGAAGAUGAUGUGAUGAUGAGGUGCUGACUGAGGAUGAGAGCGAGGAAACAAAUAGAUAAUUUUUACACUUUAGGCAUCCUUUUUAUCUGAAGAAGAUGACGACUGCUUCAUUGCCUGCAGGCUCUUACUCACUGUUAAUUAUGUAGUAAUUAAAGUUAUUUGACAUUAAUAUUAUUUCCUGUCAUUUCACCUAGCAUUAGAUGAGUAGUUUUUCUACUUAAAUAAUUUUAUCCUUGGGAUAUAUCCUUUAAAGUUACUGUAAAGUCAACUAGUAUGUGUUGUAAUAUAUGUUAUACCUUUAUUUACAGUUUAAAUACAUUUACAAUAUUUAUUUUAACACGCAACUGUCAUGAAAACAUUGAGCUAGUAUCGGUAUAUUGUUUCACAUCUGGAUCAUCUCCGAGUGUGAUUGCCUCCAUUUGUAUAAAACAUCUGUUUUAUUUUUUUAAUCACAUUAAACAAUGCUGUAACAUCUCCUUUGGUGGUUUUCAGUGUAUUUACGUUAAUAUUGUUCACAGUAUUGUUAGGUUUUUGAAGGCAUUUUAUGUAAUGUUUUUUUCACGUCCGAAUGGGAUAAAUGUGGAAUUACAUUUUUGGUAGUACACACGCCAAACCACCAGAGGGCAGUAUCUUAGCUAUAACGUUUCAAACAACAACUACCAUAGCUGGAUUUAUACGGCGAAACUGACACUUUAUGACCCAAGAUCUCAUUUAAAUAUGGUUUGUGAGUUAAAUAGGCCAGAUAGUAUUUAUUAUUUACAUUAUUUUACCAGGCCGCACGGUGGUCUAGUGGUUAGCAUGUUGGCCACACAGCCACAGUCUGGAGACCAAAAUUAAAUCUACAUUGUCUAUAGGUAUGAAUGUGAGUGUGAAUGGUUGUUUGUCUAUAUGUGCCCUGCGAUUGGCUGGCGACCAGUCCAGGGUGUACCCUGCCUGUCGCCCGAAGUCAGUUGGGAUAGGCUCCAGCAUACCCCCGCGACCCUAAUGAGGAGAAGCGGCAUAAAAAAUGGAUGGAUGGAUUAUUUUACAAAACAGUUUCACCACCGUGACUCACUAUCGCCUUCAGUGGAACAAAUUGGUACUACAAAGUGCACAUAGCAGUGUGUUCAUUUCCCCCGACGUUAUGAUGUAAAUGUUUGAAUAAUGCAAACUGCAGCAAUCAUGACUAUCAGUAACUCAAAGAUGUAAAUAUUACCAUCACUGGUAUGUUGCCUUCCACACAGUUGUUGAGAUUCUUGUGGUUGCAUUUAAAUUACACCAUAAGAGGAUAUUUGUUUUUCCUGGAGUAUUAAUAAGAAAGCAAAACAUCUCACAAACUCCCUAAAUGAGAACAAACUGUUGUCUGCUGUAGUGUGAUGAAGACAAAUACUGUCUCAAU
Messenger RNA from Dunckerocampus dactyliophorus (ringed pipefish), 6916 nucleotides. It is a transcript of the gene letm1, whose product is annotated as leucine zipper-EF-hand containing transmembrane protein 1. The transcript has 15 exons. NCBI's taxonomy places the organism in Eukaryota, Metazoa, Chordata, Actinopteri, Syngnathiformes, Syngnathidae. Gene Ontology annotation, cellular component: mitochondrial inner membrane. Gene Ontology annotation, biological process: intracellular monoatomic cation homeostasis. Bases 222 to 2522 code for a protein of 766 amino acids. Gene Ontology annotation, molecular function: ribosome binding; calcium ion binding. The record is from RefSeq and is a predicted model, not a curated record.